This is a messenger RNA of Homo sapiens (human), 2365 nucleotides long. RefSeq names its product GTP binding protein overexpressed in skeletal muscle (gene GEM). NCBI's taxonomy places the organism in Eukaryota, Metazoa, Chordata, Mammalia, Primates, Hominidae. Gene Ontology annotation, cellular component: nucleus; plasma membrane. The record is from RefSeq and is a predicted model, not a curated record. Gene Ontology annotation, molecular function: GTP binding; GTPase activity. The transcript has 5 exons. Bases 240 to 866 code for a protein of 208 amino acids.
AGGCGGCGGGCAAGGACGGCGGGCACAGCGCAGCACUCCCCGCUCGUUGGCCCGGGUAUCCCAGCGCGGACCCACGCGAUACGCUGACGCCCCGACGCCGAUCCGGCCGAGCCAAGUAAGGGGGACGGCCCGAGACGGAGAAGGGAGAGAGUGGGAGUUUCCCAGCCCGCAGAACUUUCGAAGUUGAGAAAAGAACCCCUGGAACGUGCGCUCAGCACUGGGAUUUUCUGGACUCAACGAUGACUCUGAAUAAUGUCACCAUGCGCCAGGGCACUGUGGGCAUGCAGCCACAGCAGCAGCGCUGGAGCAUCCCAGCUGAUGGCAGGCAUCUGAUGGUCCAGAAAGAGCCCCACCAGUACAGCCACCGCAACCGCCAUUCUGCUACCCCUGAGGACCACUGCCGCCGAAGCUGGUCCUCUGACUCCACAGACUCAGUCAUCUCCUCUGAGUCAGGGAACACCUACUACCGAGUGGUGCUCAUAGGGGAGCAGGGGGUGGGCAAGUCCACUCUGGCCAACAUCUUUGCAGGUGUGCAUGACAGCAUGGACAGCGACUGCGAGGUGCUGGGAGAAGAUACAUAUGAACGAACCCUGAUGGUUGAUGGGGAAAGUGCAACGAUUAUACUCCUGGAUAUGUGGGAAAAUAAGGGGGAAAAUGAAUGGCUCCAUGACCACUGCAUGCAGGUCGGGGACGCAUACCUGAUUGUCUACUCAAUCACAGACCGAGCGAGCUUCGAGAAGGCAUCUGAGCUGCGAAUCCAGCUCCGCAGGGCCCGGCAGACAGAGGACAUUCCCAUAAUUUUGGUUGGCAACAAAAGUGACUUAGUGCGGUGCCGAGAAGUGUCUGUAUCAGGGACCCUCCAGUGAGACAUUUUCUAUUCAUGCCCUGGGAGGGCCCAUGCCGCAGCAGCAUCCUCUAUCCACUGCAUAUACAGCUGACUUAGUGUUACCUCGAAGAACCAUCCAGCUUGACUGUGUGCUAUGUGGGACUGUGCUCUGCAGUCCCUCUGACCUCUUUCUUUCCUUCCCAGAAGGGAGAGCCUGUGCAGUGGUGUUUGACUGCAAGUUCAUCGAGACCUCUGCAGCUGUCCAGCACAACGUGAAGGAGCUGUUUGAGGGCAUUGUGCGACAGGUGCGCCUUCGGCGGGACAGCAAGGAGAAGAAUGAACGGCGGCUGGCCUACCAGAAAAGGAAGGAGAGCAUGCCCAGGAAAGCCAGGCGCUUCUGGGGCAAGAUCGUGGCCAAAAACAACAAGAAUAUGGCCUUCAAGCUCAAGUCCAAAUCCUGCCAUGACCUCUCUGUACUCUAGGAACCCAGGGUCACCCAGAUGUCCCUUUGAUGGCCGUUGUUGAAGGCCAUUGGGACCAAUAAUCUAUAUUAGAUUGAAUACUUAAGUUAGAUGUGGUUUCCCCCAUUGUAGCAGGGAGCUAGCGUAUUAGCCUUGUGGGCAACAUGAUGCAUGGGAAAUGAAAGAUUUUUGUAAAAAGUCAGUAUUUAUUUCCAGGAAAAGCCUGACCUUGCUAUUUGAACACCCAAGACUCUUUAGAGGAUGUGUUUGGUGUUCACAUGUGUUUCUUCUAUUUUGGAUAGUAGAGAAGUAAAGCUUACAAAGAAUGCCUAGAACAAGAACUUUUCAUCAUUAAAAAUUUUUCCCAGUGUUCUGAUAUGUGACUUUGAGGCCAAUGAGUCAUAAACAAAUAUAAGAAAGCUGUCAAUGAGUUUCUUCAAAGGAGGGAAAACUUUCUACGAAUCUAAGAUCCAUGGAGCUAGAAUUGUAGAACUAGGCUCAUCAGAAUCGUGACUAUUAUUGCUCCAUCAAACUGUGAAAAGAAAUGAUGUGGACCUUGCUGGAAACAAAGGCUUAGCAAACAAUUUUUGUUCAAUGCCCACCAAGACAUAUAGAAUUGGGAACUGAUACAUGUGUCCCUUAUAGGCUCAAAAAUUAUAUCUUACAAUUUCUUAUUUAGGGGGAAAUUAUUUGAAUCAGAUUCUAUUUAGUCAAACCACCUUUUAUGUUUUAUUAUUUUUGAAUUCAUGGAGCCAUCAUAAAAAUAUUUUUAAAAUCAGAAUUAUUGAUACCCUGUAGUGCAAAAUGUCAAUUUUUAAUGUAUAAUCAGAAGUCUGAAUUUUUAUAAAACAUAUAGCAUAAAAACUUCCAGUACUUUGGUUGACCCUUGUAUGUCACAGCUCUGCUCUAUUUAUUAUUAUUUUGCAAAAUAACCAUUUUAACAUUUGAUAAAGCAUAUUUAUGAACAUAUUUCUUAAUAAGAAAAAUAUCCAUUUUAUUACCAUUUUCUAUCUUUUUCAAAAUAUGCAAGUUUUUACCUAUAUGUCUUAUAAUAAAAGAAAUAAAAUAUUUGAAAAAA